AACAAACAAGAUAAUAGGUUUAUUUGAGUAGUAAGGAACCGGUUAUAACUAACUUCUAUUAAGGCUAUUUGUGCUAUCUAUAGGUGAUGAGCUGGAUUGUUGACUUGCUAUAUCAGGCGAAAGCUUGUUUUGUGUAGAAAUACCUUAUUUGUCAUGAUUCAAAAAAUAUAUAUCACCUUAUUUGGCCUUAUAUUUUACAGUUUACUUUUCUUUGUCUUAUCUUCAAUAAAUAUUGUGCAUCCAUUAAUGGAUAUUGCAUGAUUCUCAGUACUUUCUAUUGGUGACUAUAUAUAUCUUUUGUUUUGUAAUGGCAUGAUUUAUCAUAUCUGAAUUUCUAUAUACAGCAUUCACCUUGUAUAGUGAUUUUGACUCUGGCCUUUUAGAUAUUUAGACUAUGAUCAUCACAAGCUUAUGCUGAUAUUGUUUUGCAUUGUCGAGUUGCACAUGCCCUUUAGACUAAUCUGAAUUAUUUUCUUUGUUAAGGACAAAUGCUCUUUUAGAUACAAAUGGUGUAUAGUUCAGUUAGGAAUCUACCUUGACACAAAUUUGAGACCAAAGAAACUAGAUAUAGACCAGGGAAAAGUUUGUGCCUUGAAGGUUUUAUCAUAAUCCAGAUGACUAACCAUCUUAAUGAGAAUACUUGAGUUCUUCAUCUUUCAAGCAAGGUUGUUAAAAUCCCUGAGUUAACUUGAUGAAUCGUACAGUUUCAAGUUGACUCUGUUGUAAACUUAGAUGAACUCGCACUAACUUGGGUAAACUCAUAAGGAACUUUUAACAAUGUUUUUGAUCUUUUUUUCAUCAUAGUUUUCACAUUCGGUUUCUCUUCUUAUUUGUUAGUUUCAUUUUGUUGAUGUCCGCUUUUUUUUUUCACUGUAUAACUAAGUUGAAAUUUUGAAUUGUUGACCCAUUUAUUUCCGGAAUAAAAUGUAUGCAAAAAUAGUAGUUGAAAAGUUGAUGUAUGUGGAUUAAAUAUUUUACGAUAUACAUUGACCUUUCGGUUACCAUUUUUGCUUAUAUUUUAUCCCGGAUAGAGUACAAGUAAAUAUGUCAUGUGUAUAUUAUUUUUAAUAUAUAUGAUAUAAACUUAUACUAGUCGAGUUUACGAGAGUCAAUUUCAUAUUAGACAAAAUGAAUUUACUUAAACUCUCUAAUUUGACGAUCUUCUUCUAAGAGAAAAACAGUGAAGAACCUAAAUUUUCCUUAUCUUCCUAUUCUUUUCUAACAUUUAUCAAUAUCAUGCUUUGUCAUGGAACUUUUCUCUGCUUUAAUUACAAUUUUUUUUAACUGGAACUAGCUUUAAUUACUUGAGGAUCUUAUUUUGAGGUAAUGACAUCCACUUGAAGAACAAAAAAUAACAUUAAGCAUCUAGUUGCUGAGAUUUGAAAUUAAUUUCUAUAAUAAGGUAUUUUUGUUGUCUUUAUAUUAGUCACCAACUCACCGACAUCAAGGCUGUUUGGUUACUUCUAGUAGUAAUGCUUAAGUUACUAUUUUCAAUUGUGUUAAUACACAUCCUCAGUUAUUGCCCUAUAUGCAUCUAACUAUAUUUUGUGGGUAGGAUGUCAGAAAUUUGUUCUUCCCAUCAUGUGUGGCUCUUAUUCAUCGUUUUGAAACUUGUCAAACACAUACAUAAUGUCAAUUUUGCAGAGCAUGUAGAGGUAGUUGUUCCAGGUGUUGGAUAUAGCCAUUUGGUCUCUAUUCUUCAAUUCUCCAAGAGACUUGUUCAGCUUCAUCCAAACUUUCAUGUCACAUGCUUCAUUCCCUCACUUGGUUCUCUCCCAACUGAUUCAAAAACAAUCCUUCAAACUCUUCCAUCAAACAUCAGCUGUACUUUUCUUCCACCAGUGAACUCCAAUGACCUACCACAAGGGAUUGCUUUAGUACUUCAACUUCAGCUCACACUGACUCACUCACUGCCAUCUAUACAUCAGGCCUUGAAGUCCUUAACUUUAAAGACACCCUUUGUUGCCUUGGUGGUUGAUAUAUCAGCAAUGGAUGCACUGGAUUUUGCUAAGGAAUUCAACUUGUUGUCCUAUGUUUACUACCCUGCUUCAGCCACCAGUUUGUCUUCAUACUUCUAUUUGCUCAAGUUAGAUAAGGAAACAUCAUGCGAGUACAGAGAUCUUCCUGGGCCUAUUCAAAUACCAGGUAGUGUUCCGAUUCAUGGUCGGGAUCUUUUUGAGCUAGCUCAAGAUAGAUCCAGUCAAUCUUACAAAUACUUACUCCAAGGUGUUGAAAAAUUGCGUCUUUUUGAUGGUAUUCUUAUUAAUAGUUUCAUAGAAAUCGAAAACGGUCCUAUAGAAGCACUGACAGACGAAGGAAGUGAAAACCUUCUUGUGUAUGCUGUUGGACCCAUUAUCCAAACACUAACAACAUCUGGUGAUGAUGCUAAUAAGUUUGAAUGUCUGGCAUGGUUGGACAAACAACGGCCUUGUUCAGUUCUGUAUGUGUCUUUCGGGAGUGGUGGAACACUUUCGCAAGAACAAAUUAAUGAGCUGGCUUUGGGUUUGGAAUUGAGUAAUCAUAAAUUCUUAUGGGUUGUAAGAUCACCAAGUAAUACAGCCAAUGCUGCAUAUCUUUCAGCAUCUGAUGUUGACCCUUUACAAUUUUUACCUUCAGGGUUCUUGGAGAGAACAAAGGAACAAGGGAUGGUUAUUCCAUCAUGGGCACCACAGAUUCAAAUCCUUCGUCACAGUUCAGUUGGUGGGUUCUUGACUCACUGUGGUUGGAAUUCAAUGCUUGAGAGUGUGUUGCAUGGUGUGCCACUAAUCACAUGGCCUCUAUUUGCUGAGCAGAGAACGAAUGCGGUUUUGUUGAGUGAAGGACUAAAAGUGGGACUGAGGCCAAAAAUUAAUCAGAAUGGCAUUGUGGAAAAGGUACAAAUUGCAGAGUUAAUCAAGUGUCUCAUGGAAGGGGAAGAAGGUGGGAAACUGCGCAAAAAUAUGAAGGAAUUAAAAGAAUCUGCUAAUAGUGCACAUAAAGAUGACGGGUCUGCUACAAAGACUCUUUCUCAAUUAGUUCUUAAGUGGAGAAACUUUGGUAUUGAAAAACAAGUUUAAUGACAAUAUGCAAUAUUAAGAUCAUCCAAAUCACAUAAUUUAACUUUCAUUGA
This is a messenger RNA of Medicago truncatula (barrel medic), 3109 nucleotides long. Its product is annotated as hydroquinone glucosyltransferase. The coding region runs from base 1557 to 3056 and encodes 499 amino acids. The transcript is spliced from 3 exons. NCBI's taxonomy places the organism in Eukaryota, Viridiplantae, Streptophyta, Magnoliopsida, Fabales, Fabaceae. Gene Ontology annotation, molecular function: UDP-glycosyltransferase activity. The record is from RefSeq and is a predicted model, not a curated record.